This is a messenger RNA of Cantharellus anzutake, 4111 nucleotides long. RefSeq lists its product as uncharacterized. The transcript has 12 exons. Gene Ontology annotation, molecular function: protein binding. Lineage: Eukaryota; Fungi; Basidiomycota; Agaricomycetes; Cantharellales; Hydnaceae. The record is from RefSeq and is a predicted model, not a curated record. Bases 79 to 3897 code for a protein of 1272 amino acids. Gene Ontology annotation, biological process: positive regulation of TOR signaling.
CACGCUCCCAACCUAUUGAGCCUUUUCACGAGUUUAAGUCUGAAGGCUUUUAACGUCUACCGCUAGCGCUAAAGUCGGAUGGGUUCCACCGGUGAUAGCCUGGAACUCAUGCGUUCCCCAAGUAUAUCCGAGUCUUUGACCCCAACUCGUAUUCCCCUUAUCAAUCGGUUAUUUUGGGACCCACGCUCAGAAGCCAGGCCCUCAAAGUUUGCACGCGCGUUUCUGGGGUCUCCGGGUGCCACUUCAGCCAUUGCUAAAGACUCCGAUGGUUCGAGAUGCGUAGUUGCUGGGAGAGAAUCGCUGAAAGUCAUUCGUAUACGAGACACCCCCGACUUGCAACCAGAACGAUUGGCACAAACGCAGGCCCCGAGGAGAGCGAUCCGUGUGCUGGCUACUGGCCCGGGAGGGGCUCAACUAGUGGAAGAACUGAAUCUAUGGGGACACUCCCGCUUGCCUCCCACUAGUUCACUGAUGACGGACGUCGUAUGGGGUUCGGGACCAUCCUCGAAUAAGAUUGCUACCUCCUGCUCAAAUGGAGAUAUCAUAUUAUGGGAUAUAAACAAGGGCGGUUCCAAGCUGGAAAAGGUUUGGCGUGAGGAGCAUCAAAGAGCUGUGAAUUGUAUAUUAUUUGGUCCCACUCUUCCUCACUUGCUCCUCACCGGGAGCCAGGACACCAUUGUCAAGAUUUGGGAUAUUCGCGUGCCCAACGGUGCCCGGCUUUCACUCCCCCAUAGCACUGCGGUCCGCGCCCUAGCCAUGUCACCGAAUCCAUUGUCCGCAUCAGUACAACAUCAAUGUCUGGUAGCACUGGAAGGUGGCGAUAUCGUACGAUGGGAUAUUCGGGCCGUUGCACCUGCACCGGGAGCAUCUAGCGGGAAGGGUUCACUUGAUAAAAUGCCCGUUGCCCAUCAAGGAGCCAUUCUUGGGAUGGAUUGGUCUGUGAGCGACGGAAAAGGGUGGCUCUGUACAGGCGGACAGGAUAAAACCGUAAGGGUCUGGGACAUAUCGCACCCAACACUCAGUUCUACUCCCGUCCAUACGCUCCAUGCGCCCCAUCCCAUCAAGAAGGUCAAAUGGAGGCCGAAUAAUCCCACCGAGAUUGCAGUUGUGCCUCGUACCGUAGGGAUUUCUCCCCUAGGUAUAAUUCCGUCAGAUCCAAAUCUCCCUGGGAAGGAGGCUGCCAAUAUUGCAGCUAGAUUUGCUCCAGGAACGAGGGCGGAUUAUGUUGAGGAUCCUGACCGGGUGGAAGUAUGGGACGUGCGUAGGCAGCACAUCUCCAAGUACGUUCUGCUUGGAAGUGAAGGCGCAUGUGCGGCUGUUCUCUGGACGGAUUCCGAUUCACUAUGCGCAGUGUACCAAAAUGGUGCCUUUACUAGACACGAUGUUCAGCACUCCUAUACUCCAAUCGACCGUGUUCCACGUCAUUCGAUGGCUUGGGAUGCCAUGGGUGGAAUGUCGUUCAUUACUGGCAAGAGGGACAUAGGAGAAAUUCCUUUCGAUGAUGUGGUACCAGCACUCGCCUUCCCCCAAAAAAACCCUGCGGAAGUACGGUUCGAAUCCUCUCAGGUAGCAGCUUACGUGGCCGGCCCGAUUGCUACUUCGUUCGACAAGCAUACUUUUCGCACCAUGGCACGAUCUUACAAGCUUGAGGGCGACUCGCAAAUAGCCAUAUGCAAACAUAAUUCAACGAUUGCCACUGAGGUUGGUGACUGGAAUGCGGUACAAGUAUGGGACAAGCUUCGAGGCCUUCUCGCCGAAACGCUCUCUUUGACACCAUUAGCGAGUCGUUGUCACUCGAUGUCCCGUAGUCCUUCCAGGAGUUCAGUCGCAUCCUCAGUGUUGUUUGUUGAUGAUGCCGACGGUGGUAGUGGUUUCCUUUUCCCGCUGCGUAGCCACAUAAAGUCCCACAGUCCCAGUGAACAAGCACUAGGCCGUACAUCUAGAGAUCCGUCCCAGAAACGACAUCGCCGUAGAGUAUCAUCUCUUAGCAAAGGCUCUGCGAGGUCACUCGCUGCGCAGUCGUUAUCUCGGUCAGUGUCUCGAGAUGUCCCAGAGAGCGCAGACCAACGUAAGACAUCAACACCACCGAGCACUGCUCUCCAUCCGACGAAUGGACUCUCAACCAUUGGAACCGUUUCUGUGGUCUACUCAAAUCAGAAGAAGUCUCCCAGCCUCAAUUCACCACAUAGUCAGCACUCAUCUACGCGGAAAUCUCCAGUUUCUCCAGUGACGUCGACUUCUCGAUCCAGCACGAUGAGUUUAUCCGGUCGGGGUCGUCGGAAGCCAAUUUCCGAUGGUCGAGGUCCUGAGUUGGGACGAGCUACUUCCGGCACAAGGAGUCGCUCGCAUAGCCUCGGAAGCGCUGCUGCUUUGCUCGCACUCGGCGAUGAUGAUACUGGUUCUGGAGAAAGGAGUGAUGACGAGGACGACGACUUAGAUGACAGCGAUGUCAGCCUCGAUGGGCCGUCAUCGCGAAACCCCGCGCCUCGUCCUUUAACUUCCCUCCCGGAAAUCAAUGGGGAUGAUGCAAGCGUGUUCAACAUUUUGGAAUUAGCCCCCAGUCCUAGAAGUGUAGUUGCAGUCCCACCGAGUCAGAAGGCACAUCCAUCGUCAGGCAUUGGCUCAAAUGCAUCAGAUACAGGCGCACUUGGCGAUGAUAAUUAUGAUUCAUCGUCGUCAAUUGAUGGUCCUCGUCAUUCCUCAUCGAAAGCCCAAGAUAAAAAGGGUGCCUCAACUUCUGGACCUAAUCACCACGGAGGGAAAAUCAUGCUGCCUGUUCGCGCGAUCGAUCAUUAUUUGGACAAUAGAACAGCGGACGAAGAAAGGUUGGGAAUACCGAAGGUGUUUUCCGAGCUGAGCGUGAGGACCGCGGUACCUAGCAAACAAUCCCACAUCCACUCGUCGUUCGUGUUUCCGCAAAAGCAAGAUGAAGCAAGCGAAAAUCUUUUUAUUACUGGUACAAAAUCUAGAGAGCGUCUCAGCUCGAUCAAGUUCCAGAGUAGUAUGACAAUUAAGGCUCAUGGCUCUGGGAAUGACAGAGAUAACAGAGUCUACCUCCCGAAGCAUGGUAGGGGUCGUUCACGAUCAUCCCGAAGGGGAAAUAAGGUGUCGGGCGUGGAGAUCGAGGCAGCACAUCAACGAAUAUGGGAGCUGGGAUGGGAAUCUCUUCGCCAACGUAUCGAAGAAGAGAUUGCAUCUGGGAACAUCCAGCUCGCGGCUACUGUCUGUAUUGUUGCCGGAGGGAAAAUAUUUGACAAUAAACAGAUUGAGGAUUUAUGUGCUACGUACGUCGAGGUGCUUACACGACUAAGGCUCUUUAGUUCUGCCGCACGAGUCCGGAAAUUUUCAAAACUUGAGGGUAUUUGUAUGGCUUCUAUGCUUGACACCGAUAUUCAUAUGGCGUGCGCAAAGUGCCGCAAGGCGUUCCUUGUCCCUGUGCACAUCGCACGUAACCGCGAAAACUCUGGCCUGUUUCAAUAUUGCAAAAAUUGCAGGAAGGACAAGGCUCGGUGCUCAAUCUGUCAUUUGCCAGUCAAGGGCCUUCUAUUCUUCUGCCAGUCCUGCUCACAUGGUGGCCAUCAAGAAUGUUAUCGCGGGUACAUUUUGGCGCGGCCACUCAUACGAGAUCCUCGACAGAACCCAUUGCCAUUCGACGUCCGAGGACGUUCAGCCAGGGGUGGAGCCAUCCGUACCUCUUUCGGCUCCCAGCAACCUAUAGCAGCUGAAUCAAGUUCUCUGGGUUCUACGGAACCUGACGCCCAGUUCGAAGCAGACGAAAGCGCUCUUGCGCUUCAAAAGAUCAGCUUCAUGAGCCACAAUAAGGCCCAACUGCGUUUUCAUGCAUGCCCUACAGGAUGUGGACAUUUUUGCUGGGGAACCAACGACGCAUCAGACUGACUUGCAGUGUAUUUCCCUACAUCGCGCAUGUCAGGAGUUCAUUUAUCGUUAUAUUUAUCGCUAUACCGCUGAGCUACAGCCCUCCUGGGUAAUUCUUACUGUGUUUGCGAGUUAAUUACUUGUUAUCGGCCGGCCAAUACGCGGUUAUCAAUUCCCGGAGGUCAGCAAUCAGUGCGUCGGGGUUGUCGAGUGCUGGAAAGUGACCACCCCUAGU